GUAGUGUGACAUCAUACGUCACGCAUAACAAACAUGGCGGCGCUCUCUAGGACAGAGCUGCGCGGUGUGUUGGAACAGACGCAUUAAAAAGAUCUCAAUGACAACGAUAAACGGUGAACGUUCACUGCUUGUGAGUUAUCUGAGUGUCAAGUUAAAACAUAUCGGGAGAGAUGGGUCUAGAGCGUCUGUGUGGAGUGUUGGAGUUUUACUCCAGGCAGCUCCGACUCGUUAACAUCCGGCACACAGUGUCAGCCUGUAGAAACGCGUCCAUUUCGGCUCAGCCUUCCCCGAGCAGCGGCCUGUCUCCCCGGGUCUCAUGUAUACCGGGCCUGCCCAGGGGGACAUCGGUCCAGUCGAGCCGCCACGCCGCUCACAGGCAGCUGACAGCCCGCCGCAGCCUCUCCACCUCCACCCAGCCCUCCAAAGACGUCAUCCUGUUCCAGCAUGACCGGACCCGCUUCUUCCGGCUCCUCUCCAUCUUCUGCGGGGGUCAGUUUAUUUUCUGGACCUGCCUGGCUCAUUUAGCCUACACUGGGCUCAGGAACACAGGGGGCACUGCAGAGAAAGGGAAAGCCAAGGCGCCCACCACCACCACCGGGCUGGCUGGGAUGUGGAGUUUUGAGAUGAACCUGGGGUCAAACACCUGGAGGUACGGCUUCACGCUGGGAUGUCUGGCAAUCGGUGCAGGGAUCGUCGGGCUCGGGGCUUUGUUUUGCCGUCGCUCUGUGAGCAAGGUGGUCUUACAUCAAGGCGGGAGGAUGGUGACAGUCUGUACGCAGUCACCUUUAGGUGCAAGUCAAGGCUGGAGAACAACUGUCCCACUGUCCGAGGUGGCCUGUCACACUCACAGGCAGCAGUCCCCCUCAUUUAUCCCCCUCAGGCUCAAAGGACACAAGCUCUACUUCCUCCUGGACAAAGAGGGGACCCUGAACAACGCUAGGCUGUUUGAUAUCACUGUCGGGGCAUUCCGGCAUGUUUAAUUUGGUGUUGGGCACCCAAAAAUAAAAAACCAAUGGAAGACUGAUCAACAAAUCUAAUUUGACACAACUAUGGUAUCCCAGCUUCUGUUUGAUUGUUUCUCAGCAUGAAAAUGAAUAAAAUGUGCAAGACUACAAGUUUAUUCAUCUCUACUAUGACUUGAGUUAUCUAUUAACACUCUUUAGAGCUGAGGCAACACAUUGCAUAAUUGAUCAAUGAAAUAAGUUAUUUAAUCAUUCUUCAAGCAGUUAAAUCAAACAUUCCAGUUUCCCUAUUGUAAGGACUUGGUGGAUUUCUGCUCUCAUGUGAUAUUAAAGUAAAGACAGAAUUAAAAUAAUUGUUAGUCAACCCAGUCACAGUCAA
This is a messenger RNA of Paralichthys olivaceus (Japanese flounder), 1341 nucleotides long. It is a transcript of the gene tmem223, whose product is annotated as transmembrane protein 223. The record is from RefSeq and is a predicted model, not a curated record. Gene Ontology annotation, cellular component: mitochondrion. Gene Ontology annotation, biological process: nervous system development. NCBI's taxonomy places the organism in Eukaryota, Metazoa, Chordata, Actinopteri, Pleuronectiformes, Paralichthyidae.